This is a messenger RNA of Alternaria postmessia, 3327 nucleotides long. RefSeq lists its product as uncharacterized. The record is from RefSeq and is a predicted model, not a curated record. Bases 1 to 3327 code for a protein of 1108 amino acids. The transcript has 4 exons. NCBI's taxonomy places the organism in Eukaryota, Fungi, Ascomycota, Dothideomycetes, Pleosporales, Pleosporaceae.
AUGAUAGCGAAUUCAACGAGAAACUCCCGCACUCUGGAGAUUAGCCUGAGCAAGAUCGGCAACAACAUCGCAGCCCAGAUAGAGAAAUUCAAGAAGGAGAUAGACUCGAAACUAAGAACGCAGAUGAAAGGCUUUGGAAAGACAAUCAUUGCUGGCGCAGUUAUAGACGAGCUCGAAUGGCGGGUGCCCACAGCUUCUCCAAUCUUCUACUUCUUCUUUCGCCAGGAGCCUACACUCGACAACAGCACUGCUGCUUAUCGCUCUCUGUUAAAACAGAUUCUCAACAAAUGCAAGCGCGAUGAAAUCUUUGACAAGUUCGCAUUUGGCAUAGGAUACUCCCCAUCAGGUCAACCCACUGGAACUCAGACCGAGCUUUUCGAGCUCACACAGUUGUGCGCAGAGCUCAUAGGCCCCCAUUACAUUGUACUGGAUGGAAUCGAUGAAUGCUCUGACAAGAAUGAGCUCAUAGUCGAUUUGACCAAAUUGGGCCCCAACUCGAAAUUAAUCCUGUUCAGCCGGCCCAACGUCAGAUUUCUGCGAGAGAAGACAACACAAGACCAGCAAAUCGACAUUGGAAGAUCAAAUACCGACGACAUCCAAAUGUUCUUGGAGCGGAGGCUCACAGAGCUUGCGCAGCGCGAUAUGCUCCUUGAGGGUGCGAACAUACAGAAGUACACUCUCCACUUAACCGAUGGUGCCGAUGGAAUGUUUCUAUGGGCCAAGUUGAUGACGGACUACCUCGAGUCGGAUGCAUGGAGUGACCAGGAUCGCCACGACACCAUUGUCGCCAUUGCUAUGCCCGAAAGACUUUCGGUGAUGUACUUGCGCAUCAUCAAGCUCAUUUGUCUAGGCCUGUCGCAUGAGAAAAAGAUGGCGAAGUGGAUCAUAAUGUGGUUAACGUUUUCACUACGCCCUUUGACAGCGUCAGAGCUGGAAGAGUCAGUCAAGCUACUCAACGAGAACUCACAGGCGAAACCCGGCCGACGAGAUUUCGCCAAGGCCGUGGUUAUGAUCUGCGCAUGCCUGGUCGAGAAAGCUACGCUCUAUGAUGAUUAUGGCAAAGAACAGGUUUACUUCCGCUUCAUUCACAGUACGGUCAAAGGAUACUUCGUCAAUCUCUUUACGGAGGCUGGAAUUUCGGAAUUACCAGGAGACAUCAGAAGCGAUGUUGCGUCGAUUGCGACGUCUACUCCUCACAUGGAGAUCUGUCGAAGUUGCCUACAGUAUAUGCUUUUUCACAUGCCGGCUCAAUCCUUGGGCGAAGCUUUGAAAAAUUCUGUGGAGUCACAGAUUACGGUUGAUGAUCUUGAAAUAGCCUUUCCUUUCAGUGGAUAUGUAACAGUACUGUGGACCAACCAUCUCCGGCGGACGAAGGACGAAUUGUUCGCUCGCAGCGGACCAGACUGUGUAAAUUCGGACAGUACGAGAAAUCUGUUUGACGUCUUGGCGCAAUUUCUAGCCAAGAACCCCGUUGUGCGAGUCUGGAUCGAAGUUACAUACACUAUGGGCCUGAACCACGACCGUAGUGUAGACGCAUUGAGGGCUUGGAGCGACGAUGUCAAGGCUAAAAGAGCCAAGUUUGGUGACUUCAACGCCAAAAUUACAUCCGUUCUCUCUACUGUAGAUGCACUCAUACAUUACUUACCUGAGCUGGACAAAUACUGGGGAUCACCUUUGAAAGACUGCCCAGGGCGCAUAUGGGCAUGGGAUGAAGUUCAUGCUUUCACACCAAGCCAGUUCUCCGAUAAAUCGUCAGCGACCGUGCAUUCCUUGUUUGCUGGUGAUCCUCAGCAAGCCGGAAUCACACUGAGCAAACGAUAUCUCUGCAAAAUUUCAGAAUCGACACCCAAAUUUGUCGGUACCUUAUCCGUCUGGAGCUCACUAGCAUUCGAGUCUUUGCAUGAUGGCAAGCCGCAAUUCUCUCAUUUCUUGAAAGACGAGAGCGUCACGGGAUGGAUGGCACGCUACGAGGUUUGGACAAUUGAUGGAUCGCCGAAGAGACUCCUCAUCAAAGACAUCUUCUUGGAAGCCUCAGAGGUUCGUCUGCAAUUGCUGCAAUCCCUUCGCGUAGAUACAGGAGUUUCAGUUCCGAGGUGGAAGGUUCAAUUCCCAGUCACUGUGGGUUCAGAUCUACAGCGGCUUACCAUACUUCGGACAGUCUAUUGGCUCGAGCCAUUGAAGGGUAAGAGCGAAGGUCGGUUGCGAUCAGCACUCCUUGAUCUAAGUUUAGAGCCCUACUCGACGGCAAAAUGGAAUGAGCUUUGCUACGACAGAGACCAGGCUUCAAGACAAAACAGCAUCGCGUUGUACACCUACUGGAUUAGAUUCAGCAAAGCGGGGGACUACAUCUUCUUCAUGGACCGAAAUAAUACCGCCGUCUUUUCAUUGCGCCCGGACGAAAACAAAGGGCCAAUGUUGACGGCGUUUGCUGGGGGCCAGAAUUUCGGCGACAAAGAUAAUGAGCCUCUGCGGCAGCUUGAUGUUCAGUUCCACCCUCAAAAGCCCCUGGUAGCUUAUCGGACAGGACGCAAAGUCUUCCUUUGGGUCUUUAAGAACUCUUAUUCGCAACCCAAGCUCUGCUACGAAACCCCUUCUGGGCACCUGUCAUUCCCAGAGCACAUCACGUUCACGAGCAACAGCGAGCAGCUUGUCAUCAAGGAGCAUAAUUGCGAGCUUCCAAUCGUUAUGUCUCUACCCAUAGAUAUCCUGAACGCGCUUGAGAAUGAGAAUGUGGUUUACAUGGAAGAAGACGAAGAUGAAGAAAGACAGAGUGGAAGCGUGCUUGCUGAACGGCCUACUCUGGAUCUUUGGAGUUUCAAAUCCGCAAGUCUUGAAUUGGUGUCAGGGGCAUACGUGCAGACACAGUCGUCCGGUGAAAGUCUUGGCUUUACGCCAUUUCACUCAAGAAACGAUGCCGGUGUCACUUUGUGGCAGAAUACCACAAACGGUUUCCAGCAACAAAGGUUCGAGAUCGUGAAGUUUCCUGCUUGGGAGGGUAUUUCGACCGUUUCGACCAGUGUGAAACUUCCAGAGCCAGGUCAUAGCGAUGUGACUCUCGUUUUGAACAAAGCUGUCCAAUCUGAUAAUUUCUUUGGAGAAGCCCAGCCCGAGCAUUUCCCCGCUUUAAUUAGGCGCGAAGUGACCAGUCUACGACCGCUCUCAGCGGAGGGGACUGAGGCUAAGUCUCAUGGAAAGAGGCUACAGAAAAGCGCCGAAGAACAACGGAAGAAGAGACCAAGGUUUGCCAGCAUCGGCGGGUAUCCUAGCACUGAUGGAUCCACCAGCGUUGAGGAGCUCAAUCUCAUGGAUGGAUCUGCCAACAUCUAA